Branchiostoma belcheri (Belcher's lancelet) is the source of this 5253-nucleotide messenger RNA. RefSeq names its product son of sevenless homolog 2-like. The record is from RefSeq and is a predicted model, not a curated record. The transcript is spliced from 28 exons. Gene Ontology annotation, cellular component: plasma membrane. Gene Ontology annotation, molecular function: protein heterodimerization activity; guanyl-nucleotide exchange factor activity. NCBI's taxonomy places the organism in Eukaryota, Metazoa, Chordata, Leptocardii, Amphioxiformes, Branchiostomatidae. The coding region runs from base 1 to 3696 and encodes 1231 amino acids. Gene Ontology annotation, biological process: positive regulation of GTPase activity; Ras protein signal transduction.
AUGCUCUGGAGUACAUCAACUCACCUGAAUUUGUUUGUUUGUUUGUUGCAGGUGCAGCAGCAGGUGCACCCCCACCUGACGGCGCGAGACGAUGCUCUGGAGUACAUCGAGGGGCUGAUCCUGCAGCUGCUGGGGAUGCUGUGCUCCUGUCACCCCCACACGGUCCAGGACGUGGAGGAGAGGGUCCAGCGAACCUUCCCUCACCCCAUCGACAAGUGGGCCAUCGGGGACGCACAGUCCGCACUCGACAGGUACAAGAAGAAGUCACCACUUGUGUUGCCUCAUGACAAAAUCCACCCACUGCUUAAGGAGGUUCUGGGGUACAAGGUAGACCAGCAGGUUUCCCUGUACAUCGUGGCUGUACUGGAGUACAUCUCUGCUGAUAUUCUAAAGUUGGCAGGUAACUAUGUAAAGAACAUCCGACACAGAGAGAUGUCAUGUCAGGACAUCAAGGUGGCCAUGUGUGCAGACAAGGUGCUAAUGGACAUGUUCCAUCAGGACGAGGACAUGAGUCUGUCUAACGUGGAGGAGGAACCACCGCCCAUCCGCAGGGGGUCCCUGUCGUUUGAGGAGCAGGUGAAGGAACUGAUCAUGGAAGAGACUCAGUACAUCCGAGAUCUCAACAUGAUCAUCAAGGUGUUCAGGGACCCCAUGGCUGUCAACCCUAAACUCUUCUCAGAGCAGGACCUGGACCAGAUCUUCAGUAACAUCCUGGACGUGCACGAACUGUCCAUCACGUUCCUGGGGCUGCUGGAGGACACCAUGGAGAUGACUGAUGAGAACAACCCGGCCGCCGCCGUCGGGGGCUGCUUCGAGGAGAUGGCAGAGUCUGCAGAGUUCGAUGUGUACCGGACCUAUGCCCAGGACAUGAUGAAUCCUGCCAGCAGACAGAGGCACAGUCAAGUCCUGGUCAAACCUAAAGUCGCCCUGUUUUUUCAGUCUGUAAGUCAAGGUUUUAAGGAGGCUGUUCAGUAUGUCCUGCCCAAGCUGCUGCUAGAACCCAUCUACCAUUGUCUGCACUACUUCGAGGUUAUAAAGCUACUAUUGAAGACCUGUCCAGAUGAAGAAGAUAAAGAAAGCCUAGAACAGGCACACGGUACACUCAGACCACUUCAGCUACAACUAGAAAGAAUAUGUGAAGGGAAGUUGCCAAAAAGAAAACCAGGGGACUACUCCAUCAGAUUCCAGCGGAGGCCGGGGAAUAGAUCGUCACUAGCCAAACUGAAUGAGAUUCAGAAGAGCAUUGAUGGGUGGGAGGGCAAAGACAUAGGGCAAAGCUGCAAUGAGUUCAUCAUGGAUGGACAACUAGGAAUGUUUAGCAAGAACCGGGCGACAGAGAGACAUGUGUUCCUGUUUGACGGGCUGAUUCUGGCGUGCAAGCCGAACCAGCGCCGGUCUGUCACAGGCAACGCCACCGAGUACCGGCUCAAGGAGACCUUCUUCAUGAGGAAAAUAGUCAUCAACGACAAGGAGGACAGCGAUGAACUAAAGCAUGCCUUUGAGAUUGUGGCGAGAGACCAGCCCAACACAAUCUUCUUUGCCAAAAAUGAGGAUGAAAAGAACAACUGGAUGGCAGCGCUCAUCACUCUGCACUGUAGAAGUACACUGGAGAGAAUGUUGGACAGCAUACUACUGGAAGAAGAAAAGAAACAACCCUUAAGAUUACCAGAUGAGUCUCAGUAUAGGUUUGCCAUGGAAGACCGGCCAGACAACAUCGUGUUUGAGGACAAUCAGCAGUCCCUGGUGGGGGUUCCUGUCAUCAAGGGUGGCUCGCUCAUCAAGCUCAUAGAAAGACUCACAUAUCACAUGUAUGCAGAUCCCACGUUUGUGAGAACGUUCCUGACCACCUACCGCUCCAUAAGCAACCCCUGUGAGCUGCUAGACCUCCUCAUCGAGAGAUUCGAGAUCCCCGACCCCCCUCCCACCCCGGAAGACCAGGCUGCUAUCGACAGAGGAGAGGUGGUCGUCCGAGAGGACCUGAAGAGGUUCCGGAAAGAGUACGCCCAACCUGUGCAACUCAGGGUUCUGAAUGUGUUCCGGCACUGGGUGGACCACCACUUCUACGACUUUGAGCGGGACAAAGAUCUGCUGGACAAGCUGAUGGAGUUUAUCGAGGGGGUGAAGGGAAAGACCAUGAGGAAAUGGGUCGACUCCAUCACCAAGAUAGUUUCGCGACAGACAUCAUGUGAAAACGUACCCAGGGAAAUUACUUUUGAAAGAACCCCUCCCUCCAUAGAAUGGUAUAUAGCAAGGACACCUGACCAGUUCGAGCUACUCACACUCCAUCCAAUAGAAAUUGCCAGACAGUUGACGUUACUCGAGUUUGAUUUAUACAGAGCUGUGAAGCCGUCGGAGUUGGUAGGAAGUGUCUGGACCAAGAAGGACAAGCACAAGACGUCGCCCAACUUACUCAAGAUGAUCCAUCACUCCACAUGUUUGACCAGAUGGAUGGAGAGGUGCAUUGUGGAAGCUCGCAACAUCGAUGAAAGAGUGGCCAUGCUGUCUAGAGUUAUAGAAAUCCUCAUGGUGUUCCAGGAACUGAACAAUUUUAACGGAGUCCUGGAGAUUGUGAGUGCGCUGGAAUCUGCAGCCGUACACAGGCUGGAACACACCUUUAAGCAAGUAUCUGAGAAAAAGCUGGCUGCUCUGGAUGCUGCCAAGGAGUUGAACGCCGAUCACUACAAGAAGUACACAGAAAAGCUCCGCUCCAUCAACCCACCAUGUGUGCCUUUUUUUGGCAUGUACUUGACGAACAUACUUAAGACGGAAGAAGGCAACCCUGACUUCCUCCCAAACUACCCUGACGGGAUUAUCAACUUCAGCAAGAGAAGAAAAGUGGCUGAGAUCACAGGGGAGAUUCAGCAGUACCAGAACCAGCCCUACUGUCUAACUGUGGAGCAGGACAUCAGGAGAUUCUUUGAGAGUCUGGACCCCCUGGAAGGUAGGACAGAACAGGAGUUUGAUGACUACCUGUACAAGCAGUCCUUGGAGAUCGAGCCCAGAAACGCGAAGCAGCCACCCAAAUAUCAAAGGAAAACGGACUACCCCCUGAAGACCCCUGGCAUCAAGCCCAGCUCCUCCCGGCACAUGUCCGUGUCGGGGACGCUGCGGGGCGGAAACCUGGUCCCGCUGGACAAGGAGCCGAGGUCCUUCCGGUACCACGAGGUUCACGAUGACGACGCGGGGGGCUCCACCACGCCGCACGUCAACACGCCCCCCUCCCCACGCACGCCGCUCACCCCGCCCUCCAACACCGGCUUCGACCACAGCGUGUUCGCGCCCGUACAGAUCCCGCCGUCCGGACCGGCUCAAAACCCCUCCUCUGCAGGGAAGCACCCCCGCCAGGCAGAUUCCGACAACGCCAGUCCUCCCCCGCUGCCGCCACGGACAAGAAAACGGGACUCGUCUCGCGAGGAGCCUCCCAUGACCCCCCGCGGCGGAAUUCCGCAGUCCUCGGACGCACCCGAGCUGCCCCCCAGGACUCCCUUACCAGUGCCUGACCUCCCCCCCAGAACUCCUGUCGCCGUGCCUGACCACAGGCCCCCCCUGCCCCCUCGGAGGACGUCGUCGACGUUCGGCAUCAACGGCGGAACUGUGCCGCCGAUGUCGCCGGUCGGACACGUGCCCCAGGCGCCGGAGCUGCCGCCAAAGACCUACAAACAGGCGCAGGCGCACGCCCAGGCACACGCGCAGUGACGGCGGCCGUACGUUACUCUCUUCUCUCUCUCUCUCUCUCACGUUCUCUGGAAGAGUAACUAAGAUCGUAGGGCAGACCGGCGUCUGUGCCGGACGCACUCCAUCCAUGCUGCAGUGGGGAAAAACUUGUGGCCAGGAGAAAUCAAACAACUUUGAGGAGUACUUUCCCUCUUCGUCCCCCCCACGAAGUCCAGAGACUGAACAUUGGACGUCGGCACUGUUCGCUCUACAAGCUGGGAGGAUUUCCUUUGUCACUGGUGUUGCAUCGCGAAGAUCAAUGUAUGCUCUUAGCGCCCUAUAGAUGAACGGUAGGAUGGCUACAACAAUGUGGCAACAUCACUCACUCACUUCAAUUCAGAGCUGCAUCUUCUACUAUCCAGGAUUUCACUUGCACUGAAUGUCAUGACUACUUCCAAUGACAAGACAAGUACUGUUCCCCCUCGUAGUCUCCAGAUGCUUUCCAAGACACUUUGCUAUAAUUGUGCAAUGAAGUCAGUGUGAACUAAAUGAAAAAGGGGAUACAUGUAAAUCAUCAACAUUUGCCAGUAUUGUGGUACCUGCUUUUCACUUUAGAAACGUCAGUCAUACACGGUUUUUUGUUUAUUUCUUGCUUGCACGUCCAAAAUAUCAGUUUUGAUUCCAGCCACCCUCUAUGCCUGCGUUCUGUGGGUCCUUAGAAAUGGGAACAAACUUGGUGUUUGGGCAAAACCCAUUUUCAGUUCUGUUGUAGGCAAAAAAACAACAACAAGCUUUACCACGAAGUACAGAACUACAAAGUUUAAAAUCCGUCAGUAAGAGGCUCAAGUGAAAAGAAGGGGUCACAGCAAACGGUAGAGUUGACUAGAAGCAUUGGUCUACAUUUCUGACAAAUGAGCAUGUGCCACAAGUAGCUGCCAGUCCAGUUUGCCUAGCAGUCGUCAGUAAAGUUAUUAAUUCAGAUCUUUAUCUUAGCUACCACCCACAUAACUUUGAAGGACAGCAGAACCGACUUGUCCAGUUGCAGUAUGUAGUUGUGCAAAUAUUAGGGCUGUACUAAAAUUUAAUAGGCAGAUGGAGGGGGGUUGGGGGUUUCUUCAAUGGAAAUUUCUAGCAUAGACUGCAAUUUUUUGCCACACCGCCCAACUGGACGUUUGGAAAGGCCAAUCAAGUUUUUUUUGUUGGAGUCAUACAUUGAAUAAUAACAUGUCAUCAUGAUUACCUGCAAUAUGAGUGACUAGGGUCUGCAACACAACUGAGCCUGUGGUUGUACCAUACGAACUGAAGUGUACUUAAAAGAGCAAUUUGAAGGUGCAAGUUUUGAGAUUAUGUACGUAUGCAUUUUAAUUGUAGAUUUUAUUUCAUGCAAGAAAAUUAUGUAAAUAGAAGAAGAAGACAUGACAUUAUGUACAAGUAGCAAUUUUACUGAUGUUCUUCAACAAGUACAGAAAUCUGGAUGUGUAAGUUUUAUGGUGACCACAGUCAGCAUGGCUUCUAUGUUUUUUAUACAGAGUAGACCCUCCAGUUUUUACCCCAGUGCCGUGCUGCCUGUGCAUUUGGAGUUUUAUAUUAAAACAAGGU